GGCCGUUGCCGUCAGGGACAGCGGGCGCCUCCUAGGGGGGCGGGGCCGUGGACAUUGCGCGGCUGGGGCUGCCCCCGAGGCCGGGGCCGGGGGAGGCUGUGCGAAGGAGAGUUACAGGGAGGCAGCCCGGGCCCGGUGGGCCGAGCCCUGGACUGGGGCAUGGGAGACCUGGGCUCGGCCUCUAGCCUGGUGGGUGAGCGUGUGCACCUCACUUCACCCGUCCGUGCCUCAGUUUCUCCGUCUGAGAAGUAGGGGGUCGUGAGAGCGACCGCCCUUGCGAAGCGCCUUGAGCUCUAGCGACACACUAGAGGCGGGUGGUGGUGUGAGCGGGGCAUGGCUCUGUUGCCCGCCUUGGUGCAGUGAGUAGCCUCCUUCUCCAGUCAAGUGUGUCUCAUUGCUUUUGGGAGCGUAUGUUUUCGUGCCUCUGUGGCUUUGACACUGAGGUAAGGCGGGAUCUGCCUCACAGGCUGUGCAGUAACUUUCACACCCCUUCCUCCUUUCGUGCUGUGGUGCCUUUCUUCUCCUUGUUGGGUGAUGGAAAAAAUCUCUAUGAUGUGACAGUUAAGAAGCAGUCAUGUCAGCUCUUUGUCCACCUCCUUCUCCUGCUGUUGCCAAGACAGAGAUCUCCUUGAAUGGGGACUCACCAUUACUAGCUGCUACUUUUGCCUACUGGGACAAUAUUCUUGGACCUAGAGUCAGACACAUCUGGGCCCCAAAGACAGAACAGAUGCUUCUCAGUGAUGGAGAAAUAACUUUUCUUGCAAAUCACACAUUGAAUGGGGAAAUACUUAGGAAUGCAGAGAGUGGAGCAAUAGAUGUGAAGUUUUUUGUCUUGGCAGAAAAAGGAGUAAUUAUUGUGUCAUUAAUCUUUGAUGGAAACUGGAAUGGGGACAGAAGUACAUAUGGACUAUCAAUUAUACUUCCACAAAGUGAACUUGGCUUCUAUCUUCCUCUUCACAGAGUGUGUGUUGAUAGGUUAACGCAUAUUAUAAGGAAAGGAAGAAUAUGGAUGCAUAAGGAGAGGCAAGAACAUUUCCAGAAGAUUGUCUUGGAAAGCACGGAGAGAAUGGAGGAUCAGGGCCAAAGCAUCAUUCCCAUGCUGACAGGAGAAGUUAUUCCUGUAAUGGAACUUCUUUCAUCUAUGAAAUCACACAGUGUUCCAGAAGAAAUAAAUAUAAGUGACACAGUGUUAAAUGAUGAUGACAUUGGGGACAGUUGCCAUGAAGGUUUUCUCCUCAGUGCCAUCAGUUCACACCUGCAGACUUGUGGUUGCUCUGUGGUUGUAGGUAGCAGUGCAGAGAAAGUUAAUAAGGUAGUGAGGACAUUGUGUCUGUUUCUUACUCCAUCAGAACGGAAGUGUUCCAGACUCUGUAGAAAUGAAUCUUCCUUCAAAUAUGAAUCAGGACUCUUUGUACAAGGAUUGCUCAAGGAUGCAACUGGAAGCUUUGUGUUGCCCUUCCGUCAAGUAAUGUAUGCUCCAUAUCCUACUACACAUAUAGAUGUGGAUGUCAACACAGUGAAGCAGAUGCCCCCUUGCCAUGAGCAUAUCUAUAACCAACGGCGAUACAUGAGGUCCGAGCUGGCAGCAUUUUGGAGAGCCAAUUCAGAUGAAGAGAUGGCUCAGGAUAUCACUAUCCAUACAGAUGAAAGCUUCACUCCUGAUUUGAAUGUAUUUCAGGAUGUCCUGCAUCGUGAUACAUUAGUAAAAGCCUUCCUGGAGCAGGUCUUUCAUUUGAAACCUGGCUUGUCUCUGAGGAGUACUUUCCUUGCCCAGUUUCUGCUAGUCCUUCAUAGAAAAGCCUUAACUCUUAUAAAGUACAUAGAGGAUGAUACGCAGAAAGGAAAAAAGCCUUUUAAGUCUCUCCGUAACUUAAAAAUAGACCUUGACUUAACAGCAGAGGGCGAUCUUAACAUAAUAAUGGCUUUAGCUGAGAAGAUCAAACCUGGUCUACAUUCCUUUAUCUUUGGGAGACCCUUCUACACUAGUGUACAAGAACGUGAUGUACUAAUGACAUUUUAAAGAUCCUGUAUGCUGCUGAAAGAAAGCUAGUAAUGUAAACACCAUUUUUCCCUUUUUGAUAAGCACAGUUUUGCACUCUAAUGCAGUGACUGAAAGCAAGUUACACUACAAUCCAGUCGAAAUGGGGAGGGAGUAUUAGAGGGAAAGUCACUUCAGUUAGGGAAGCACACUUCAAAAGAGCCUUUUUUGUUGUUUACAGUGAAUGUAAAUAUUGCAGUAGUUUUUAUGAUAUUUUGGGUUUGUUGUGUAAACUUUGCCACAGUUCUGGCUUAAACUGAUUUAAAGGGAGGCUUUUGUAUUGACUCUUUUGAGAGAUCAUACAGCUUCCCCACCAUUUCUCUUCUUUUUGUGUCCCUCCUUAUCUUAUCAGUAUUUCCCAGUGUUGUCAUAGAAAACCAUACUUCUUGUCCUCUCCAUUAUGGAGGGCACUGCCUUUUGUGAAACAGAAACUGGAAGAACAGUUUUAACGCUUUUUUUUGUUCUGUCUUCUUUCUUAUAUGUGGGGCUAGUGUGAAAAACACCUUCCCUGCUCCCCAUUCCAACCUCACCAGAAACUUCUUUUGCUACUUUAUGUGAUGCAUUUAAAAGGAUAUUAAAAAAAACAAAACUAAAGAUGAAAGAGAACUGUACAGCAUUAUCCUUGGGAGGCAGAGUGCUGCCUUUUAGUGGAUUGUAAAGCCAAACUGAUCUGAAGAAUGCUGCUUUUAAAACGGGGUCAUUUUUUAAGCUGUUUUGCGUGUAUAAGUGCCCACCAGGAUUUUCUGUCACUGACUAUGUUGAACCAUCAUGCAUUUCAGUGCUUAAUGACCCAACAUAAUUGAGCUCUUUCGGAAAAUUAGGUUUUACACUUGCAUAGCCAUUGCCAACCUUUCUUUUUAUAAUCUGCUCCUAUUCUUUUUUAUGAAUAAAAACAAAGGCCACAUUAAAAUACUAGACCACCUGUGCCUUUGUUCUUUUUGGAAAUAACCCCUGGAAUAUAGCCAAACGUCAAGAUAGACACUUUCUUUUCAUAUUACCUUUGUCAUAUGUUCAGCAUAACUUCAUUCAGGAAUCGAUGUGGCUGUUAACUAAUAGGAGUUAACAGUGUUGAUGGAAAAACAAACUCUGGUUCAGUGAGAUACUAAUCUCCCUCUUCCAUGCCAACACACUCACCUCUCAGUCCACUUGUUUUGCUUUGCAUAGAGAGAUAAAGAACAGCAGGAAGUCAGGAAACGUACUUUACCUGCUUUCACAGCAUUUCUUACUUGAAUAAUCUGAGUUGUUGGAUGUAGUUUUCAGAUUCCCCAGAUGCUUUUCAGGUUUUGCCAACAUGCUACAUGGUGUACUAUGCUAAGUGAUGCAUCUGCAUUGUGUGCUGCUGUCUGUCUUCUCUUCUUUU
Messenger RNA from Mauremys reevesii (Reeves's turtle), 3398 nucleotides. RefSeq names its product C9orf72-SMCR8 complex subunit (gene C9orf72). Gene Ontology annotation, molecular function: guanyl-nucleotide exchange factor activity. Gene Ontology annotation, biological process: endocytosis; autophagy. Lineage: Eukaryota; Metazoa; Chordata; Testudines; Geoemydidae. The transcript is spliced from 11 exons. Gene Ontology annotation, cellular component: autophagosome; endosome. The record is from RefSeq and is a predicted model, not a curated record. Bases 575 to 2020 code for a protein of 481 amino acids.